Messenger RNA from Choloepus didactylus (southern two-toed sloth), 4986 nucleotides. It is a transcript of the gene UBFD1, whose product is annotated as ubiquitin family domain containing 1. Gene Ontology annotation, molecular function: cadherin binding; RNA binding. The coding region runs from base 238 to 1167 and encodes 309 amino acids. The record is from RefSeq and is a predicted model, not a curated record. Lineage: Eukaryota; Metazoa; Chordata; Mammalia; Pilosa; Megalonychidae. The transcript is spliced from 7 exons.
GCCGCGGGCAGAGCCCUUUCAGAGGACGAUUUCCCGGACCCGCCCCCCUCGGCUCCAGAAAACUAAAGCGUGGCAGGGGCCGGGCUAGGGAAGCGGAGGAGGCGGGUCUCCAUAGAAACCUUCACCUGUUUCCGGCCAGGCUGUGCGCGAUCAGGGGCUGCUGCGGGGGCCAAUCUCAGCCAGCUUGCCUUUUCCCGGCGGUCUCUGCGGGAGCGGUGGGUGUUGUACACAAUCAUCAUGGCGGCGGCCGGGGCCCCGGAUGGCCUAGAGGAACCUGGCAUGGACACGGAGGCCGAGGCCGUGGCCGCCGAGGCGUCCGCGCGGCCCCUCAACUGCGUGGAGGCAGAAGCCGCGGUGGGGGCGGCGGCCGAGGACUCCUGCGCAGCGCGAGGCAGCCUGCAGCCGGCCCCGGCCCAGCCCCCUGGGGAUUCCGCGGCCCAGGCCUCUGUCAGCAACGGGGAGGAUGCAGGCGGCGGCGCGGGCAGAGAGCUGGUGGACCUGAAGAUCAUCUGGAAUAAGACCAAGCACGACGUGAAGUUCCCUCUGGACAGCACAGGCUCCGAGCUAAAGCAGAAGAUUCACUCGAUUACAGGUCUCCCGCCUGCCAUGCAGAAAGUCAUGUAUAAGGGGCUUGUCCCUGAGGAUAAGACGUUGAGAGAAAUAAAAGUGACCAGCGGGGCCAAGAUCAUGGUGAUUGGCUCCACAAUAAAUGAUGUUUUAGCGGUAAACACACCCAAAGAUGCUGUGCAGCAGGACACGAAGACUGAAGAGAACAAGAAGGAGCCUCUCUGCAGGCAGAAACAACACAGGAAGGUGUUGGAUAAAGGAAAACCUGAAGACGUGAUGCCGUCCGUUAAGGGUGCCCAGGAGCGCCUGCCAACAGUACCCUUAUCUGGCAUGUACAAUAAGUCUGGAGGAAAAGUGAGACUCACCUUUAAGCUAGAACAAGACCAGCUGUGGAUUGGCACAAAAGAGCGAACUGAGAAAUUGCCCAUGGGCUCCAUUAAAAAUGUGGUCAGCGAACCUAUCGAAGGACAUGAAGACUACCACAUGAUGGCGUUUCAGUUGGGCCCCACGGAAGCCUCUUACUACUGGGUGUACUGGGUUCCAACUCAAUAUGUGGAUGCAAUCAAAGACACUGUGCUGGGGAAAUGGCAGUAUUUUUGAAAGCACUUUCACCUCUGGCCCAGGAGACUGACCCAAAGUGAAGGACAUUGCUGGGAGAGGCCUGCAGCAUCCCUGGAUUUCAGAGUUCUGGAACUUUGUUAAAAAAAAAAAAGUCUAUAUCCAAUCUAAGGCGAUAUGAUGACUGAAGCCAGAGGUGAUGUACUUUCACCAUUAGCUUAAUUUUAACUUAAAAUCACCAGUUCCCUUUCUUGCAGUCAGCUUCAUACCAUUUUGAAAGUCAGGACGGUGGAAAUCAAUAAACCUGAAUUCCGAGCGUGUCGUGUGGAAUACUCUUAAGUGUGUUGAGAGUAGCUCUGCCAAUUUUGUUUAGAAGGGAAUGAUCAAAAGCUUUCUGGUUUUUUGUUUGUUUUUUUAAGUGAUUUCAUCUGAUAAAUCUUUGGUUGCAAACAUUUGGACUGCUUUGUGAUGAGUUGGGUUUUUUUUUUUCCCUUUGUAUAAAAUUGUAUGCAAAAUGGGGGGUGGUUAGUAAGCCAUAUUUUUGUCUAUUGAUUCAGAUUGCAUUCUUUCCCUUUUUAACUUUUUUCACUUCCUAGAUUUGAGUUUUUGGUUUAAGAACCCAAAGAUGUCAGUUCUUCUUUUUGUACCUCAUCCACACUUCCUUUCCUGGGCCCCCUCCCUCCACGCUGCUGCUUGUGAAUGCGCGGUGGGAGAGGAAGAGCUAUUUGGUCUUGGUCAGGGAGUGCUCACACUUGCUCUGGCAUUUGUUGAGCAGCAGAGAUUCUCAAAGUAACUCCUGUCUACACAUCUUGUCCUUUGGACUCUGAGCCCUGGGGAGUUCCCCUGCUGGUUUGAUGGUGAUCUGCAACCCUCCCUGAGCUUGGCUUUAUGUCCAGCCUGGCGUGGGUAUGCAUGGGCUGUGCUGCUGAAAAGCCACAGCGCCCAGGCAGACCAAGCUGCUUCGAGGAGGAGCCAGUGUCAGUGUAUACUGCCAGGUGGCCACAGACUCAGUUACCUUCUUUCUUUGGAAGUGUUCAAGAAAUUCUUAAGCAGUCCAAUGAUUAUGUCAGUUAUGCUUUUCCAUUUGGUUCUUCUGCUCAUGCAUUGAGUUCAAGUGUCCUUUAUCCCAGGUUCAGAGAUGCUGCCUUUCUCAAUAAGAAAACACCUGACCUAGUGGGUCGGCUGAUGUAUUUAAACAACGAAAAUGGGAUAAAUUGCUUUCAUGAUUAGAUCGCCCUCUUCUGUCCUUGGCCUUCUGUUCUUUGUACACCUGAACUUCUGUUGUCUCCUUAUGGCUUGAUUGACUCUGAAAUGAGGGAAGUCUCUUGGUGAAUGAUAUCCUUUGUGCUGUUUGCUGUUUCUCUGCUUCUGUCUUUGCGAUCUCCUCUCAUUGGUUGCAGGCUCUCUCUCAUAGUAGGGUUUGGUGAGAGAGUUUCCAGACUUCACGUUUUGGGUUCUAGGCUGUUCCUCCUCAGUCCUGUAAAAUGGUAUUAGCAUGUGUUCGCCUCUGAUGACUAUUCCUCGUGAGCCAGUUAACGGUGAUACUCCAUGCCCUUUCCUUCUAAGCUGUAGUUCAGGAAUCCAGCCCACAGAGACAUACUCUUGGUUUUCAUGAUGUGGUUGAUGCCAAGUGAGGCAUCUGGGCAGGAAAAUUGACUCUUACUUUUUGGGGGACUUAAGUACAUAUAUGAAGUUUCAGCAUCCAAGAAACUGUUUUUCAUCCCUUGAAAAAGGAGCAGUCACUGCAGUUCUUAGGUCCUUGUCGGCUUGCAAUUCCUGGAGAAAAGAGUGCAUCUUUGCUACUCGUCAAAGCCUCCCUCUGCAGUUGCCAGGUCUACAGAGGAAAUGAUCAUGUAGCAAGUAGAGCAUCAUCUCGGUUCAAAUACUUCCCCUUUUUUGCCAACAUUCUUGUCCUAGGGACUUGUCCUGACAGUGCCACACACCCAUUUUGGAUCUCUUGAAAUAGGUGUCUCCUUCCCCGACUUGCCUCGAAAUGCUGCUCUCAGAGGCCUCCUCCUGCCCUUUCUCACCCUUCCACCCUCUGAGUGCAUGUAUCCUGUCAUCUCUCCACUCCCCGAGAGCCAAACUGCUUCUCACUCAGGCUGGUGUCAUUUCAGGACAGGACCAAAGCCUGCGUGAGCCUUUUUAUUUUAAGUAAAAUGGUGCUUUUUUCCUUACUUCAAGAUAUUAUAUAUAAACAGUAAUGUAAAUGACACCUUUUCGUACAGAGCUGUUUGAGUGUUGCUUUACAGAGCUCACUAAAUCUGCUAGAACAAUCUUGAGCUCUGGCUCCUGACCCUGUUUGCGUGGAAGACCUUUUGGACACUCUCGGGAGAGCAGGACUCCUGGGAGAGCAGAGAUAGCACCAGAAGCCCCUGGGAGAAGUGUUUGGUUUAGAUCCAUGACUGGGUCACAGCAGUAUUUCUAUUUUGUCACUCAGUCCUGUGACUUGUCUCUUCAUAUUUUUUUUUUAUAGUUGGGAACGUACCGACUAAAUCUCUGUAGACAGAUGGAAACAUUCUUCCCCAUAGGUAGUGUAACAGUGUUUAUUUUUUCCUCAGGAUUAUUGCUGUACAUUUCUCUCCCUGUCUCUUUCUUUGCUUUAAUCUGUUUCUUUGGGGUAGUGACCUUCUGUCACUGUGGCAGAGGGCAUGCAGGUGGAUUGGAGCUGGUUCCCAGAGAGGGACUGUGUCAUACCCAUUGACCCAAAGCUAGAGAUUGAGGGAGGACCUGCUUGCCACCUCUGAGCCUCCUGAUAUGCUUCCUUUUCUUCUAGAAUUUGUACUGGUGAUCCUCCUGCAGGUCUUCUCUCACAGACAUCAUGCCUUUUUUCUUUUUUUAUUUCUGAGGUGACCUGGCAGAAUAAUGACAUAAUUCGUGCUAAGGCCCGGUCCGUGUCAGUUCUGUCUCAUUCCAGCCAGAGAACUUAGAAAAGACACUCUCAAGUUGCUGAAACUCUGUGGUAUUAAGUAUUUUAAUUAAUGAUGGGCCUUUUGCAAGUAACCUUUGUCUCUUUUUAAAUGAAGUUUAACUGAACUGAGGAUGCACUUUCUGAUAAUUUCGUAGACAUAGUAGGGUCCAAGUGAGGCCCUCAAUAGGCUCUUUAGUUGCUGCUUGAUAUUAUGAGGGCCAAAGAGAUUAACUUUGCCACGUUACCACGUCUCUGAAAAGUUGCCAUAUUUCAGCCAGAAGGGGCCUGUUUUCCUUGUAUUCUUGCUUUAACCAUGUGCCUGGAGAAGCCGUCCCAGGCCCUUGCACUUGGCCCAUCCUUUCUUUGCCAGGGGCAGAGGAGGCAAAGGUGAAGGAUUCAGUGUGCUCAGGGCUGUGCAAGGGCAGGCUUGCUUUCCACCCCAUCUUCUGAGGGAGACUGCUUUCUUUCUUCUUUCCUCUUGUUCAUGCCUAUUGUCUUUGGAAAAGGAUGGUCUCUCUGUCUUAAGGCUUUGUGAUAAAGUCAUUUCCAGUUAGGAUUGGCACCUGUUUCCUUAGCAGGGCCUGGUAGCCUUUGGAAGUGACAGGUGCUCAGGUGCCCUCUGAUGUGCAGAACAUCUGGUAGAUUGACCUGCUAGGCUGGGUGGUUCUACUGCUUUCUGAAUUUCCAAGAACUCCCCUUUUUUUCUUUUCUUAAAGAGUUCUGCUGAAUUAUUUGACUAUAUACGUAAGUACUAUGUUUCUUUGUGGUGUAUGCUCUGUUCUAGUUUCUGUUUUUAAAUCUAAUGCCUGUUUGGGAGGAGAUGAACGUAUUUAGUCUAUUAGAUUUGCGCUGCUGGAUAUAUUUUUUUUUUUAAGUGUAACCUUGACUAGCUGUCUUACUGUUUAUCUUGUAAGAUUAGUCUAUCAAUUAAAGUUUCAUAAUUAAUCGUG